UUCAACUGCCGACGUUCGAAACGCGGCUGUACUUCGCACCUGCCGUAAUACCGAAAUACACCCGCGACUAAAACCGUGAUAAAAGCGGACUGAACUGUCAGCUCUCUGCAUUGAUAUAAAGAGUCUCAGUCUCGCAUACAGAAACAGUGUACGCCCACUUAGGCCCACGACAUCCGUAAUACAAACAAGAGCAACACCAUCGCAAUGCACUUCACACUCUACCUCACCGCGCUCGCGGCGCCACUUGCUACCCUCGCUGCGCCAGCAGACAUUAGUAAAGCCUUGGUCGAGCGACAGACAGCCCUGGUGAAGCCUCCACCAUGUAUCCGCGACCUCUCCACCACAGCAUUGCAGACCGAGGAGCGCUCCUGCGCAUUCGCGCGCGCCUUCAUCUACACCCAGAACAUCACCGAAGCAUUCACAUACAUCGUCUCGGACUACAUUAACCACAACCCCCUCGCCAAAAACGGAUCAGAUUCGGCCUGGGGUAUCUUAUCGCCCAUUUGGGCAAGUCAGAACAUCACGCCUCUGAGAACGACUUUCCAGGGUACUCAGAGUUGGUUGGAGUAUGACAAUGCGGCUUUUGGGAAGGUUGUAGAUCGGUUUCGGUGGGAGGGUGGGUGUAUUGCUGAGCAUUGGGAUCAAGGAGAGGUAUUUCCGAGUACAAAGUUUUAACUGUAGCGAUCUUGGAGGAGUACGAUAAGAUAAAAGCUGGAAGUGAGCUGCAUUGAACUCUUUUGCAUCUAGACACUGCAAUUUAUAGGCGGGGACGGAGAGACAUUUGAGGAAUGCUGAUGUGCGUAUACAUUUAAGAAAAAUGGUGAAUUUAAGGUUUCAAAAUCACGUUACACUGCAUUUGACCGGCCGAAGCUCUCAGCUGUCUGCUACGCCAGAAACUUCGGAGUUACUCAGUACUGUGCCUUGGCAGCGCUUGAGAAGUAGACGGU
Didymella exigua CBS 183.55 is the source of this 947-nucleotide messenger RNA. RefSeq lists its product as uncharacterized. The transcript has 3 exons. Bases 205 to 675 code for a protein of 156 amino acids. The record is from RefSeq and is a predicted model, not a curated record. NCBI's taxonomy places the organism in Eukaryota, Fungi, Ascomycota, Dothideomycetes, Pleosporales, Didymellaceae.